Molecule: messenger RNA, 7828 nt
Organism: Poecilia reticulata (guppy)
Lineage: Eukaryota; Metazoa; Chordata; Actinopteri; Cyprinodontiformes; Poeciliidae
Gene: begain
Product: brain-enriched guanylate kinase-associated
Cellular component (GO): synapse
Source: RefSeq, a predicted model, not a curated record
CAUUGUAUUGAGGCACCACUGAGCUGUUUGAGAAGCUUUACAAUAAUAUAUUUAGCCUUGAACUGUUUCACUUUUUCUGUGCAUAUUCUAUAGUUUGCCUUAAAAUUGUACGAGACAUUGUUGCAUAUGAAUAAACAAAUGAAAAGUUAUUUGAUCUUGUGCGUAAUUAGUUGUAUUUUUACGUCCCCAGUAACUUUCAUUACCCUGUGAGCUUCAGAUGUGAUGCUCCUGAUCACAGCUGGCGUCUGGACACACAAACAUCUGCUUCAGCUUCUCCUUUGCAUCCAAUCAACAGGGCACAGAUGCUGCUUGUCAACCGCAUCAUUCAUCAGAAGGUUUCUCUUCAAAUGUACAUUUUCUGCUUUGUGAUGAGCUCGUUAAACCUCAUUGUUCCAAAGCGUUACUGGCAGAACGACCGACAAUAAAAACGACCAUGUGGGACCAAUCAAUGCUUGGCUACUUUGAUUCCCUUCUGCAAACAAACCAGAUUUCACGUGGUUUGCUUUCGUCAAUGUUCCUGACCUGAAUACUGUGCUGUACUUCCACACCGCCCAUGUCAAUACACAGAUUCAUUACAGACGGUGAACAGCUGCUAAUCUAUAAAGCUAUUUUCAGAAAGAAGAACUGAAUGAGAGAGGCAAUGAGUUGUUUGACUAUCAGAUGCUGACCUCUUUGUGAUUUCAUUGUGCGCCGUGUUGUGGCAGCAAAAGUGUGUCAACCUGCAACAGCUUGGGCGCACCGUCGGACGCCAGGGCAACUGGGGCGGACAAUUAAAACUGGGCAAAGCCAGAGGACAGGAAACCAUUGGACGGGGUCUGGCAUGGUUAAGUUGCUCGUGUCUAUUUCAGACGAUGGUCUCAGGCUCGAGUCUGUGCAGAAAGGAUCACAAAAGGUUUUUCAAAGUAAGAGAAGGAAGGUGAUAAACAUGGCCACCUUGAGGCGACAACCGAGAUCCAGAACCGGUUCGACUCGACAAGACCGGGGAUCGUGCUCUUCAACUGCGUCUUGUCCAGUCUUCUCUGGAGCCUACAGCGACCAGGAGGACGAGUGUCCACUGCGCCGCCAGUCCUCCCCGGUCCUAAAGGGCUCCCUUUCCAGUCUUCGUAGCGCCACCAGUCCAAGUUCAAAAGGCUCCUUCCCCAGCCUUCAAGGAUCCGUUACGUGUCUGCAAAGUUCUUUGACAAGUCUUCAAGGAUCUUUGCCAAGCCUCCAAGGCUCGCUACCCAACCUUAGGAGAUCGAUUUCUCAGCUGAAGAGGCGGUCGCUGGGCAGUCUGGAGAACUCCAGGCCCAAUGAGUGGACGGCAAGUCUCCAGAGUUGCAAUGGUAGUUCAAGUGACGAAGAUGGCAGCUGGGAUACCAACAGCUGGAGCUCCGGGGCCACCUGCCUCUUACGGACGUCCAUCAGCCAAGAAAGCAGCCCAGUUUCGAGGGAAUCGGACGGUAAAAGUUGCCCUGCUGACCAGACGUCCUCUGGCACCAAAUCUGAGGACGAAAUAAUUUACCAGAACAUUGUUUUUUCACGUAGAGCCGAAAACAAACCAGAAUCCACUCCGGCAAGGGCUGUGCAGCAAAAAGACACCUCUUCAUGCCCAAGUAAGAACGCCUCAACAGUUUUGCCACCUCAGCAAGACGAGAAGGCAGCGGACAGACGCAAGUUCUCCCAGUUUCUGAACGAAGUGACCUGCAGGGUGCUGAAAACUAACGGUGAGUCUCCACAACAACCGCCCACGCCUCUCCAUCAUGACAAACCUCUGCCAACGGCAGCAGUGGCUCGGCUGCCCCUUUACCCCGACCCAAUGAAUCCUCCACCACUCUCUACAUCCGCCACAAACUUGUGGUACCGCCCUACCAGCUGUAACCUUCAAACCAUCAGGGAAUACGACUCCAAAGACCUGAAAAACUCCAUCCACCAGUGGAGCAAGACGCUUCCUAGCUGCAAAGUCUUGGAGCCUGAGGAAGUGCUAAGGAAAUUAAAGAGUGAAAGUCUCUCCAAACCAGAGCAUCAUGUGAAGAUAUGUACAAAGAUCCAGACGCAGCCGACCACUGGGAGGUUUUAUCUGGAGACGGACAUUGACAGAGUGAGGCGGCUGGAUGAGCUUGUCGCUAAUGGCACCCUGGGGAGAGAAAAGAGCCUGAGCAGUUUGGAGAAAGGAAAGGAGAGAGGAAACCGGAUUCCAUGGGAGAGAAACGGAGGCUUGGGAUCAGAGAAAGACAGGAAGGAACGAGAGAAGAGAAAAGAUUACCCAUGGGAGCGAAAUCGAGGAGGAGAGAAAGGCAGACAGAGUGACGGAGAGAAAGAAAAACCAGAAAGAGGGAGAGAAAAGGACAAGAAAGCAGGAUUUCCAAGUUAUGAGCAGCGUCCGUGUCAGCCAUGUCCAGUUUUCAGCUGGCCAGAAGGAUUUCCUAGAGUCUCCUACAGGUCGGCGUCUCUGCCCCGGCCUGUGAAGAUCUCUGAAUCUGAUGGAGAGAUGCGGCACGACAAGAGCUCUUUCCACGACCACAAGGACGACCUCCGCAAGCGCCUGUCGUACACCACACACAAGCUAGAGAUGGUAGAGACAGAGUUCGACUCCACCCGGCAGUACCUGGAGACGGAGCUGCGGCGCGCCCAGGAGGAGCUGGAGAAAUUCACAGAGAAGCUGCGCAGGAUCCAAAGUAGUUACUCAUCUCUUCAGAGGAUCAACCAGGAUUUAGAGGACAAGAUGUGCAGAACGUCUCAGCACCACGAGGAGGAAAAGCGAGCGCUCAGCCGGGAAAUCAUUGUUCUCAACAAUCACCUCAUGGAGGCAAAGAUCACCAUCAACAAGCUGAGAGAGGACAACGACCUGUACAGGAAAGACUGCAACCUGGCCGCCCAGCUGCUGCAGUGCUCCAAGUCUCACUACAGAUCUCACAAGUCAUCUGAGCUGCCGCUGGACUUCCAGGAACGCAUCAGCUCCUACAUGGAGAAACAUAGCCGGGGUAGAGGAGCCACCAUAGCAAUGUGUCACCCUAACUACCCUGAAGAAGUGCCCACAGCCGUAAUUGCCAAGGUCCUGGAAAAGCCUGAACCUGGAAGAGAUUCCCCUGUAACAUGUGCCACAACCUCCCACGUUCAGGAUGGAGACUUUCUAAUAGGAACAGGAAGCAACGAUCACCUGAACCGCCGCAUUUCGUACAAGACAUCGGACCUGUACUGCAGCGACACGGCCUUGUAUUGUCCUGAGCGAUGGCAAGACACAGAACGCAGGCAAAGCGUUGACCUGCAUGGCACUGCCCUGCUUCAGCUGCACGCCCAGACCUCCUUAGAGAGUAACCCAGAUGACGAUCCUUUCCAGUCCGGCAGCUUCUCCCACCAUGACCCCCCAGCGUCUUUCCACCACCACGACGAGUUUGGCACUGGCAGCUUCCCUGCCUCGAGUUCGUACUCCAGCUUCAGCCUCGCAUCGGAUGAGAAGGGCGCAGUUAGCGGUGGUUGUGGGCGCACUGCCAGCAGCACCUUAUCCUCGUCCCACCAGGGUCUCUACAUAGAUUGGCGAGAUGGUGGCAGUGGGGACUAUGAGCGUAAGAGCUUGUCUUCGUAUGACAAAGAAGUUCCCGGGUUCUCCAAGUCGCACAGCAUUCAGCAUAUGGUGACCUCUAGGAGUCCCCAGAAGGAUACGUCACCGUCGUACACAAGGACAGCUUCGUGCUUCAGUGAGCCAUACCACUCGAGCUCCCCUCGCCUCGCCUCGUCCCACAGCAUGGGGUCUACAACUGGACUGGGCCAGGCUCAAGGUGGAGCUUUGGAUAGUCGAAAUGACGUACCUGAGGAUGAUUUGAGUGUCCGCUGGAAACAGCUCAGCGUGGAGGACAUCCACACUUUCUCAUCUUAUCGCAACAUUGCAGGGCGGAUCUCACCGUACAGCUUCUCUGAGAGACAGUUUGCAAUGGGCCCUUCCAGUAAACUCAAAGAGUCUCUCUACAGCAGCUUCCAAGAAGGAGAUGACGUCUUCCACAGCCACGUGCUUGACCAGUGUUUUUCUAUGGGCUCCCUUUCACCCAGCCACAAUCCGAAACCCAAGGAGCAUCGCAAGUCAGAGAAAACCUCUGUGCUGUACCGAGCCAAGAAUGACAGUCAAGACUCUGAGGGAAGUCUGUUCCUCUCAGGAAGCUCUAAAGACAAGGAAAGCAGUGGGGCUGCAACAACUGCGAACAGUGCAAAGAAGGACUACGUAAACCUGAGCGUGGACAGCUCGGCCGAGUCCUUACACCACAGCUCACUGGAGGCCUCGAGUCUUCAGCACUACCCAGCGCCGAGGCCAACGAUCCGUCCUCGCCCGAGUUCCAGUUCCGCUCUCAGCGUAGGCCCCGCGCUCCCAAAGAAGACUUCUCCAAGGUACCAAAAAUUUGGGAGCACAGGAUUGACAAGGAAGGACAGCUUGACCAAGGCACAGCUCUAUGGUACGCUCUUGAACUGAGUGCGCAAGAGAGGCGUCAGUUUAUGCAUGCCGAUGACGAUGAGUCCAUACUGUUCUGCACUGUCAGUCUCCCCUAAAACGAACUCAUUCGUGCGAUAAGGUGUUAAGCUGUUGUCCCUUUUUGUAUCUUAGCCAAGGCACGCGUCAUGCAGUCUGUAACAUGUUUUCUAUUGUGCAUCUUGAUACACUGUAGCAAUCAGAUAUGCCAGCUGUAAAGAAAGUUUUAUUCAUAAUUUAUUUUCCAGGAAUGGCCACCAGUAUGCUGCUAGCACAGUGAGGAGCUAAACACCAACAAUGUCAUCAAAAACUCUCAUUCAACACUAAAACCGGCACAAAUCGGAGAUGAAUUAUAACUUCUGCUUCCGUGAUGUGCAGAGGCAUGCGUCUGCAUGCUAUAAUUGUGCAAGCCUCACUUUUCUCCACAUAAUUGAUGUUUUGCUGGGGAGAGGUUACCUACACUGCAGUAGUAACCCUUUCAAAACAACACCGCCUGUCAUGCUACUUGAGGUCUUUAAGUUUUUAAGCUGAACUUAUGGAAAUUAAAAUACUCGUAAACAAGCAAACAGCAGCUUCAGACACUCUCCUCCCUUCUUCUUUUGGCUCAGACAUGAAGACAAGUGCAAACAGAAAGAAAGUGAUCUGCAGACAUCAGAUGUUUUGUAAUGAAAAAUGACAAAAUUGAUGUAAAAAGAGAGUAUUUUCUUACCUGAAUAACAUUAUGCUCACAAACAACGCACAUGCAGAGUCGUUUGUGAGCAUAAUGUGUCAGAGACAAUGGUCUGAUUGGUCAGUGGUGGUUUUCCAACAGAGGAGGUUGUUUUAAAGGGUGAGAAUCAGUCCAUUCAUUUAUUAUGUUUCAUACUUUAUGCCUUUUAUGAUGAUAAUGGACAACAUGUGUUACAGAGUGUCUUAUUUACUCAUGUUAGCAAGAGAUCUAUGGUGUGUUGUACACUGUGCUGACUGUAAGCUGUUAAAAAUCUUCAGCUGGAAUUUAUUUGUCAUAAACAUUAUUUGUCAUAAACAAAUAAUGCAUGUUUCAUUAAACAAAAAGAAAAGCCGAAUUAGUUUGCACAGGCACAUUAUUAGAAAAAAAGUUGUUGUUUUUUAAAUUGCUUUAUUUAGCAUUUAAAUUUUAUAUAUAUAAAAAAACAUUUAUUCUCCUUCAAGCUACAUUUAAAACUUGAAUACUGAGAUAAUUAAUUGUCUGAUGAAUAGAUGAUAGGAUAAAAAUAAAGUUAAAAAUGCACUAGUGAAACGAUUUAUCGAUUCAUUAGAAAUAACUAAAGUGCAGUGGAAACAACAAAUUUGACAAUGUGACAUUAAGUCAGGCUAAACCGUCCCUGUUUUGUGUCAGAAACACCAGUGAUUUCUAAAAUAAUAAUUUUUUCUUUAAAUUUAGAAGUUUACUCACGUUUCCUAGAACAGUAGAAAGCAAGACUUCUGUUAAUUUGCUAACAGCAGAGCUAAUAUUUUGUUCAGCUCUUUAGCAGGUUUGCUGACUCUGAAGAGAUUUAACUCACUUAGCUUUCCCUACAUGGAUUUAAUUGAAUUUAUAAAGUGCUAAUUUGUUGCAACACAUGAUGUGUUAUGAACACCUGAUUGAGUUUAGCGCUUUAGCAUUAGCUUCUGACAGAUACAUUGUUGGCAGCUUUCGCGUUUGUGGAACUUGUAGAAUUACCAGUGAUUUCUAAAUUAAUAAAACAAAUUUUCUUCAAAUUUAGAAGGUUACUUACAUUUCCUGGAACAAUGGUAAGCACAUUUCUGUUAAUCUACUAAGAGCAGAGCUAAUUUUUUUAUUUAGCUCUGUAGCGUUUUUGCUAACUUUGAAGGCAUUUAGCGCAUUUAGCUUCCCCUACAUGGAUUUAAUUGAAAUUCUAAAGUGGAAAUUGUUGUAACACAUGUUACAACUAAUAACAUGCAUUGAGUUUAGCACUUUAGCAUUAGCAUCUGCUAAAUACCUUUAGCAUUAAUUAGCACUUUAGAGUUAGCGCACCUAACUUUUUCAUUAGCAGUACAUCAGUUCUGGAAUUUAGGAAACAAUAAAUGAUUUUUGAUAUUCUGUUAAGACCUAAAAUAGGGAAAGUUAAGUGAUUUGAGGCCAGAAAGUGAGAAUAAAAUAGUUUCGUAAUGCAGCGUGCAUUAACUUUUGCGUUUAGCUGCAAACAAAACAAAUAAUAGCACAGUAGGAAUAUAAAUAUAAGAUGCAGGAGUCUGAUUUUAUACGGCUGGAGUUUUUCAUAUUUUUAUAUCAAAAUUAAAUGUUGAAUUUGGUGGCUGUACGGCACAGUAGUUAAACCAGGACACUUUGCCUUAACCUCUUUCACUAGACAAGCAGAACGGUUUCCUGUACAGACUCCAAUAUGCUGUGUACAUACUGUAUAUCUGAGCUUCUGUCUCUGUAUGUAAACAUCUUUCCUGCAUUUCUUCUUCCUGUCUGCAAGAACUCAAGGCAGAUUUUUCAAGGAUCAAACCUGCUUCAAACAGAAGACGUGUUUAUCUGAAAUAUUUCUUCUGUGCUGGUAUGACAUCCAACACUGUUGCCCACUGUAAGCCAAAGCAAAAGUGCAGCUACAUUAACGUUUCAGCCGAUUCCUGUACUGAUAGUUUCGCCCAGAUUUUCCCCAUCAAACCUGUAAAAAGAUGAACUGGUUGAGUCUUCAACCGUAGAGUCACUGUGUUGCUUUAAACCAGCAUGCCCAGUUAGGCUAAACACUGUGAGAAAACAAAACCAGAUGCAGUAUAAACAAAAACAGAUAGGCAUGUUGUCCUGUUGCAAAAAAAGUAAAACAAAUAAAAAGAAAAUAAAUAUAUGGUUAAAGAGAAGAGCUGGAUUCUUUUGCUGUGCAGUUUCAUAUUAAAGUUUGCAAAGUGUCAAGGGUGCGACAUCAGUUUUCUUCCUCCGUUGAUGUUGCCACUAACUUCGCCCUUGAUUUGUGAUGGACGGAUUUUAUUUUGGAUGCCUCUACCUCCUUAAUUCACAGAGAUCUGAGAACUGAUUCAAACCAUCAGAGAUGUUUUCAAGAUUUUGUACGACUCUGAAACACAGAAAUCCUUCCAAACUAGAGUGAUGUAUAAAUAACAAGAUGGUGGAAAAUAUGAAUGACUGCAGAGGGGAUGAUAUUUUUGUUGUUGACACAAUGUACAAAAGCAGAUAUUACAUAUAUAUAAUAACUUAUACCUAUAUGACUAUUUUUAUCUAGUUUUAGUUGAUGUUAUAUUUACUGAGCAUUUUGACCCUGAAUGAUGGGACUGAAGCGGUUCUGUUCUGUCCGACCUCCAGCCUGGUUCUGUCGUCUAAACGUCAACAUGUGUUUGUCUGACGCAUGGUUAUUGAUUUUUUCUGUAUGUUUAUUUACUUAAUAAAGAUGAGUGUUUGGAAAAAGGUAA